Serendipita indica DSM 11827 is the source of this 2454-nucleotide messenger RNA. The record is from the annotation of a GenBank genome assembly. Lineage: Eukaryota; Fungi; Basidiomycota; Agaricomycetes; Sebacinales; Serendipitaceae.
AUGCGCAUCGCAGUCCUUACCUCUGGUGGCGAUAGUGCGGGAAUGAACGCAGCUGUUCGAGCCGUCGUGAAACAAGCAAUCGUCAGAGGAUGUGAGACGUACAUCGUUCGCGAAGGAUAUGAAGGACUCGUCCGCGGAAAUCUUGAAGCGAAUGACAAUGGCACGGCUAACGGGGCCAACAAUGAUCAAUCUGGUGUCUGUACUCCCCCAAGACCAGAAGAUCAAGGUGUCGAAGCGAACCUCCGCUUCGGUUACGGUGGUCUGCUUCGAGAUGGAGAAGGAGACUCGACGGAUCCAACAAGUGGCAAGUCUCUCAAGGGGCGAUACAUUGUUCGCGUCGGAUGGGACGAUGUUCGUGGAUGGAUGGGAGAGGGAGGUACGAUCAUUGGUACCGCCCGUUGCGCUGCUUUUCGUACCAUCGAAGGUCGCACGACGGCCGCUCACAAUCUCAUCAAAGAGGGAAUCAACGCACUCGUUGUUUGUGGAGGGGACGGCAGUCUGACCGGUGCAGAUAAACUACGCGCAGAAUGGCCGCAACUGGUCGCAGAUUUAUUGAGCAAAGGAUCCAUCACUGCCGAGCAGGCGGAGAUGUACAAGCAUCUUAUGAUUGUGGGACUAGUCGGGUCCAUCGAUAAUGACAUGGCUAUGACCGAUUUGACGAUUGGGGCACCCACAGCUCUCCACCGGAUUUGCGAGUCUAUGGACAAUAUCAGCUCCACUGCCAGCUCGCACUCUCGCGCGUUUGUGAUCGAAGUCAUGGGCAGGUACUGUGGUUGGCUCGCGUUGAUGGCUGGUGUGAGUGGUGGCGCCGAUUUUGUCUUUAUUCCAGAGUGCCCACCCACAGCGGAUAGCUGGGAGGAUGAAAUGUGUGCCGUCAUCAAGAGGCACCGUGAGAUGGGCAAGCGCAAGACGAUGGUCAUUGUCGCCGAGGGUGCCCACGACAAGAACCUGAACCCUAUCAAGCCAGACAAGGUCAAAGAUAUUCUCAGGGAGCGAUUGAGCCUUGAUACCCGAGUGACUACUCUUGGACAUACCCAAAGAGGUGGCCGUCCGUGCGCAUACGAUCGCGUCCUGCCCACUCUUCAAGGCGUCGAAGCUGUAAAUGCGCUGUUAGAGUCGACACCAGAAACCCCAUCAUAUAUGAUUGGCAUCCACGAGAACAAGAUUUCUCGAGUUCCCCUUGUCGAAGCAGUUCAACAGACACAAGCAGUGGCAACGGCAAUCAGCAACAAAGAUUUUGCAACAGCGACCAGGCUUCGAGAUCCAGAGUUCAAAGAAGCCUUUGAUGGGUUCCUCACUGUCUCAUCUCUUGACCCUGUGUAUAUCCUCCCGAAGGAAAAGCAUUUGCGGAUUGCCAUUAUGCAUAUCGGUGCGCCUGCUGGCGGAAUGAAUGCGGCUACGCGUGCGGCAGCUCGAUACUGCCUCGCCCAUGGUCAUACCCCUCUCGCGGUCCAAAACGGCUUUACUGGCCUCAUGGAUGAUGCAAUAUAUCCCCUGACAUGGCUCAAAGUUGACAGUUGGAUGACCCGUGGUGGCUCUGAGCUUGGGACCAACAGAAAUGUUCCGGGCGAGGAUAUUGGCAACAUUGCCUCCCAUCUGCAAAAGCACGACAUUGACGGCCUAUUCAUGAUUGGCGGUUUCGAGGCAUUUGAAGCGCUAUUAGAGCUAGAGGAAGGUCGAAAGUACUAUCCACAACUCCAUAUUCCAUUGGUCCACCUUCCGGCAACGCUGUCAAACAAUGUCCCAGUCACCGAGUUUAGCUUGGGAAGCGACACCAGUUUGAACGCUCUAGUAGAUGCGUGCGAUGCCAUCAGGCAGAGUGCCUCGGCGAGCCGAAACCGAGUCUUCGUUGUCGAAACACAGGGUGGCAUGUGCGGAUAUCUCGCGACGAUGGGUGCACUGGCGACUGGCGCUGUGAUUGUGUACACACCGGAAGUUGGCAUGAAUUUGCAUAUGUUGCGCAGCGACUCCAAAUUCCUGCAGAGGCGUUACGAGCUUGACGAGAAGGGCAAAGCCGAAGGUCGUCUGGUCAUCAAGAGCGAAAAGGCGUCCAAUGUGUUCUCAGUCGACGUCAUCACCAAGAUACUCAGGGAAGAAGGUGGAAAACUGUUCGAUGCUCGCUACGCCUCGCUCGGCCACACACUUCAGGGUGGUAUCCCCUCGCCCAUAGAUCGCGCACGCGCAGUGAGACUCUCUCUCAAGUGCAUGGCGUUCAUAGAAGAGCAUGCAUGGGCUCUACGUGACCAACCGGCCAAGGGUCGCAAGCCAAACCCAAAGAGCGCUGCGGUGAUCACAAUUACGGGCUCGAGCGUCAACCUUACACCGGUCAAGGAGAUGGUUGAACAUGCUGAUAUGAAGAACAGACGCGGAGUCGACCCGUGGUGGGCAGACUACAAGCAGCUAGCAGAGAUUUUGGGCAGUAAAAACUAUUUCGCGGGAAAGCUUGGACAAUAG